Molecule: messenger RNA, 579 nt
Organism: Hydractinia symbiolongicarpus
Lineage: Eukaryota; Metazoa; Cnidaria; Hydrozoa; Anthoathecata; Hydractiniidae
Product: P2X purinoceptor 7-like
Exons: 3
Coding region: 1-567 (188 amino acids)
Source: RefSeq, a predicted model, not a curated record
AUGUCUUGUAAUAAUGACGAAGAAUAUAACUUAGAAAGCUCAGAAUCGGAUAAUUCUCUUCAUGAAAAAGACUUUACAAAGCUACAGCCAUACGAAUUUGAACCUCUUGUGUCUGACGAGGAAGAAGUUAGUAACGGUGUAGAAAAUGACGAGGUUUCUUUUACUGAUGCAGAGCCACGUACGGGUAAUGCAAAUUGGUGUGAAUGUGGAAAUUGUAGAGCAAUGGAAACCGAUACUGAAAGCGUGUGCUGUGUCGAGUCAAACGAAAUUCCUGAUGAGUUUUUCCAAGGUCAUAAAUGCGUUACAGAAGCUGCUGAUUUUCAAGUGGUUGUUUUGACAAAAGCUGUUUUAGAAACUGCGUUAUCUGCAUUGCAUGAUUUGAGAGGAGACACUUUAGAAUUAAAAAAUGAAUCUUAUCGUUACGCUGGUUAUAAACAGUUCACUUGGUGGAUACACAGUCGAUUGGGAAAAGGGGUGAGAAGAGUGAUUCCUUCUUGUGUAGUAUGGGCAAUUCGAAGAAAAUAUCCGGCAGAAGAUGAAAAAUAUGUUUUAUUUAUAGAAAGUUGAAUAAAAAUAAAA